AUGGCGUCGUAUCUGGAACAUUCGUACAGUCUGGUGCACCAGGACAAUCCUGCUGAUCAGCCCACGCUGCAGGACUUGAAGACGCAGCUCGAGAAAGGAACAGAUGAAUCGAAAAUAGAUACCAUGAGGCGGAUAUUAAUCGUUAUGUUGAACGGGGAUCCAAUGCCCCAGCUACUCAUGCAUAUCAUUCGCUUCGUUAUGCCAUCCAAGAGCAAGCCGCUGAAGAAGCUCCUCUAUUUUUACUACGAAAUCUGCCCGAAGCUGGAUAGCAGCGGGAAGUUGAAGCAGGAGAUGAUCUUGGUUUGCAACGGCAUCCGGAAUGACCUACAACAUCCAAACGAAUAUAUCCGCGGUAACACGCUUCGAUUUCUAUGCAAACUUAGAGAACCAGAACUCCUCGAGCCCCUAUUGUCCUCUGCGCGUUCUUGUCUAGACCAUCGACAUGCAUAUGUGCGGAAAAACGCUGUCUGGGCCAUUGCCUCUAUAUUCCAACACUCCGAGUCCCUGAUCCCCGAUGCUCCAGAGCUCAUCCAGGCAUUUUUGUCGUCGGAGAAUGACCCCACCUGCAAACGUAACGCCUUUGCCGCACUAGUUACGAUAAGCCAUCAGAAGGCGCUAGAGUAUCUCAGCUCUACGUUCGAUAAUGUUCCAAAUGCUGAUGAAUUGCUUCAACUUGUCGAAUUGGAAUUUAUUAGGAAGGAUGCUAUUCAAAAUUCCCAGAACAAGGCCAAAUAUCUCCGAUUGAUUUUUGACCUGCUGGAUGCAGGGGCCAGCACCGUUAUCUACGAAGCCGCAACGUCACUGACGGCACUCACGAGUAAUCCGGUGGCUGUAAAGGCGGCUGCGUCGAAAUUGAUCGAAUUGAGCAUCAGAGAGGCCGACAAUAACGUCAAGCUUAUAGUACUCGAUAGAGUCAAUCAGCUGCGGAUACGGAAUGAAGGCGUUCUAGAUGAUUUAACCAUGGAAAUUCUGCGAGUUCUGUCAAGUCCCGAUAUCGAUGUUCGACGAAAGGCGUUGGGCAUCGCAAUGGAAAUGGUGUCUAGCAAGAACGUCGAGGAAAUUGUCAUGCUCUUGAAGAAGGAACUCACUAAAACUGUUGACGAGCAAUAUGAGAAGAACAACGAAUAUCGACAAUUGCUUAUUCAGUCGAUACAUCAGUGUGCAAUUAAAUUUUCUGAAAUUGCAGCAAGCGUUGUUGACCUUCUCACAGAUUUGAUCGCUGAUUUCAACAACAACUCCGCCGUAGACGUGAUCUCCUUCGUCAAGGAAGUAGUUGAGAAGUUCCCCAAACUCAGACCAUCCAUUAUUGAGCGCCUAGUGGCCACGCUCAGUGAGGUGCGGGCAGGUAAAGUUUACCGGGGCGUUCUGUGGGUGGUUGGAGAGUAUUCCCUUGAAGCCAACGACAUCAGAGAAGCAUGGAAGCGCAUUAGAGCCAGCCUUGGGGAGAUCCCCAUUUUGGCCUCCGAGCAACGUUUGCUCGAUGAAGCUCUCGAAGAAAAUGCCCCGCAAAAAGAUCAAGUGAACGGCCAUUCCAAGCCAUCUGCUCCAAGUGGGUCAAGAGUGUUGUCAGAUGGCACAUAUGCCACUGAGAGCGCGCUUACCAGCCAGUCAAGUGCCGCUGCCAAAUUAGAGACCGUCAAAGCUGCACAGAAACCGCCGCUACGUCAACUUAUCCUAGAUGGAGAUUAUUAUCUUGCCACAGUCCUAUCAUCAACACUAACAAAGCUUGUUAUGAGACAUUCGGAGGUCUCUCAAGAUACUGCCAGGACCAAUGCUCUUCGCGCUGAGGCAAUGCUUAUCAUGAUCUCUAUAAUUCGAGUUGGACAAUCCCAAUUUGUCAAGGCCCCGAUCGACGAAGACUCCGUAGAUAGAAUCAUGUCAUGUGUACGGUCCCUUGCCGAAUUUUCCAAGCACAAAGAAUUGGAAACGACCUUCCUUGAGGAUACUAGACAAGCAUUCCGUGCUAUGGUUCAGGUCGAAGAAAAGAAACGGGCAGCGAAGGAGGCAGAUGAAAGAGCCAAGACCGCCGUCCAAGUCGACGACACGAUUCCCAUCCGCCAACUUGCAAAGAAAUCGGCCGAAGAAGGGGCUGAUGAAAUCGAACUUGACCUUGCCAAAGCCACUGGUGGUGAUUCCAUUUAUGGAGACCUGCCAUCUAAACUGAGCCGGGUUGUACAACUCACUGGUUUCUCCGAUCCGGUCUAUGCUGAAGCAUAUGUUAAAAUUCAUCAGUUUGACAUCGUUCUGGAUGUCUUGCUGGUCAACCAAACGACAGAGACUCUGCAAAACUUGUCGGUAGAGUUUGCGACCCUUGGCGACCUCAAGGUCGUUGAGCGCCCAACAACACAGAAUCUCGGACCCCACGACUUCUUAAAUGUACAAGCAACAGUCAAAGUUUCAUCAACGGACACUGGUGUGAUUUUUGGGAACGUCGUGUACGAUGGACCCAGUUCCACGGAGACACAUGUUGUGAUCCUGAAUGAUGUCAAAGCAGAUAUCAUGGAUUAUAUCCAUCCCGCACACUGCACCGAGACCCAAUUUCGGACCAUGUGGACAGAAUUUGAAUGGGAAAACAAAGUCAAUAUUAACUCCAAGGCGAAGUCCUUGAGAGAGUUCCUCCACCAGCUCAUGGAGAGCACAAAUAUGAGCUGUUUGACGCCGGAAGCAUCGCUUGAAGGAGAUUGUCAAUUCUUGAGUGCAAAUCUUUACGCUCGGAGCGUUUUUGGUGAGGAUGCUCUCGCAAAUCUCAGCAUUGAGAAACAAGGCGAAAACGGACCAAUUACUGGGUUUGUACGUAUCCGAAGUCGAUCGCAAGGGCUGGCGCUUAGUUUGGGUUCUCUCAAAGGUCUGAAGGCCAAUGCUGUUUAG
Molecule: messenger RNA, 2868 nt
Organism: Paracoccidioides brasiliensis Pb18
Product: coatomer subunit beta
Exons: 5
Coding region: 1-2868 (955 amino acids)
Biological process (GO): endoplasmic reticulum to Golgi vesicle-mediated transport; intra-Golgi vesicle-mediated transport; intracellular protein transport
Cellular component (GO): cytoplasm; COPI vesicle coat
Molecular function (GO): structural molecule activity
Source: RefSeq, a predicted model, not a curated record